Molecule: messenger RNA, 5763 nt
Organism: Liolophura sinensis
Lineage: Eukaryota; Metazoa; Mollusca; Polyplacophora; Chitonida; Chitonidae
Product: protein SHQ1 homolog
Biological process (GO): box H/ACA snoRNP assembly
Cellular component (GO): cytoplasm; nucleoplasm
Source: RefSeq, a predicted model, not a curated record
AUGCUAACUCCAGCAUUUGAAAUAAACCAAGAUGAAACCUUCCUGAUCAUUGUCAUCAACGCACCCUUUUGCAAAGGUAACUGUUUGUUGCUAAAUGAGGUAUCUGAGGUAGAGACAUUUGUUGAAGGCAACGAAUUUAAGUUUUACUCAAAGCCUUACUUCCUAAGGUUGACUCUUCCUGGCAAUUUGAUUGAAGAUGGUCGAGAGGCGGCAUCCUAUGACACAGAUUCAGGUGUAUUCACAAUCCGAGUGCCUAAGGAGAAGGCUGGACAAAAAUUUGAUGGGCUGGACAUGUUAACAAAGUUAUUAGCUCCUAAAGGUCAAGUCACAGCAAAACAGCCUCUGAUUGAAGUUUUAGAAGACAAAGACCAAGGUGCAACUGCCACUGAGGCACCCAAUGAUGAAGAGGAAGAAUUUCAAUGGUUUAUUGAGCAGGAUCCUGUAGAAGAUGGGGAAGUAACUCUGGAUGGACCCAAGUAUGGCUUUGCCCAUCUCAGGAGUGGUGUUUUCUCUCGCUUAAACAGUGAUAACAAGAGCAAAAUCUUGUAUUGUUUCUUUCAUAUUUGUCAUCAGAGUAUGUCUGAGCUGGGGUUGAUUGUUGAUUUAGAAGAGCCAGACACCACUCCUGCCCCAGAGAGACAGAAACUUCGCAAGGCAAAAGAAGAUGACAAAUUUGAUGAUGACCACUAUCUAGCUGAUCUCUAUGGUGAUGAUGUCAUUCAAGAACUGCUGAGAUAUACACCUCCUUGGUGUGAAGAGCUCCUGAACAAGGACGAUAACCCAGACCAUGUUAUUUUUUCUGAAUCUGAAAAAGAGAAGUUGAGGAAACUUCCCAACAAAGAAUGUAUCCUUGGUGAGUCUGCAUGGAAUAUUUGCAAGCUGAGCUCUACGUUGUCCUGGCUUGAUUCAUUUUGCAGUCUGAAGGAGGUGAUGGUUGCAUGUUACAGGAGGUGCCUUUGUUUUCCUCUGUACAGGCAUUGGAAUUUAACCCAGGCAGUCUUCCAGGAUCUAGCCAAGCUAUUCACUGUUGGAAAACGACAACUUCUGAAGAAUCUCCUACAGAUCCAUAGUCUCCUGCAGGAGUCAGACCCGUAUUAUGUACUCAAUGACCUCUACAUCACAGACUACUGUGUCUGGAUCCAGUCAGUGAGUGAUAAAAGAUUAGAAUCACUUGCUUCGGCUAUAUCUCAGAUGGAACUGAAGAAAGAAGAUCUAGGUUUCCAUUUGGAUGAACUUGAAGCUGCUGCAGAGUCUCUAAUAAUGGAGUCAGAAAUGGAUUCUGUCUCUGAAAAUCUAUCCAAGAUGUCUGUUGCUCAGCCCAGUGAAAACUCGCAUAGGUUACCUAGAACAACCUAUAAAAAUGGUGCCAAUUCAGGAACUUUACAAGACAGAGAUAGUGAUGAUGACAGCACAGAUACUGAUGAUGUCAGCACAAUUGGCAAUGAUGAAAAGCACAGAAAGUGAUGAUGAGGCUUCCAGCUCGAUUACACAAGCAAUUUGGCCAACUCAAGAAACUCAGCCAGAUACAUCAAGGAGAUUAAUACGCAAGCAGAUGUCUGAUAUUUCUUGCUUCAGUGAUUCCACUGGAGGAUCAAAUGACUGUGUUUGUUUUAUUUUGGUGCUCUCAUUGACCUCUGUUAAAUGUACUGCGGAUGGAGUACUAAAUUGUUUAAAGGUAUACAUGUACAUAACUAAAAAGAGGUGAAGUUAAAUUUGUCUUACAACAGUAAUCCUGUGUCUUCCUUGGUUUAGUAAUGUUUCUGAGAAACUUGAAUUCUUACAGUACAUUUAUGUCAUCUUUAAAGUACAGCAGUACAUAUGGAGAUUUAUGUUUAAAUAAACAGAAUUGCAUCAUAUUACAGGUCUACAUGUACAUGUAUUCAGACAACUAGAACGAAUGUGCCAUAUAAGCAAUGCGCUUUAAAAGGAUGAGGUUUCAACUGACAUUGUAAAAACACAUGUGCAUAUCAUAGUUAUACUUCAUAUUAUUUUAAGGAUAAUUCACUGCCAAAAUCCAACAAGUCCAAAGAUCUCAUUCUCAGGCUUCCUGAAUUUAUUCUUCCUUCUGUUAUGGAUACGGCAUUUGUCAUACAAUUUGGGUAUACCAUGUUGGAAUAAUGCUCUCAAAAUUGAUGAAAUGACAUGUUACAUGUCCUGUAAUGUAUUACAUACUAAGGGUAGCUAUUAUGAUGUCAUUGAUUCUUAUGGAGUCCAGAAUGUUUCAGUAUGUUCAUAUCUAUUGUUGAGGAAUUAGGGUAUCAUAGGGUUUGAUGCUUUAGUGUUAUUUGUAAUUUAUAAUGGGCAUAUGUAUACCUAAUGAAAAAAAAAGACUGGAAGGAUUGUUGCAUUUAGGUUGUCCAGCUUCACAUUGUAACAAAAACUUCAGACAAUGUCAGAUGUUCGUAUUGUACAUGCAUGCUAAGAUAUGAAAUUGUUAUAGGUCUGCAUUUCAUAUGCUGAGAAAGUUGUUGCACACAGAUAGUUACACUUUACAGCUGGUACUAAAUUCAGCUAUAUAUGGAAGUAUAUGUACAUGCAUUUAAUUUGGAUGCUUUUUCAUCUCCAGCUGUUGUUUCAUUUGUACAAUUCACAGCAUUUCAGCAUAAGUUUCAACCAAAUUUUACUUAAGCACACAUAAUUAUCAGCAGAUAAUAGUUUGACAAGGUAAAAUCCCUUUUCUUCUAUUUUCUUCUUCUGACUCUUUGCACUUUGUCGAAUUCCUGACAAAUACCUUGACUUUAUGCCACAGGCCUAUGAAAACUGAAUUCAAGUCUGUGACAUCAUUCAUGACAUGAUUAGUGAAUGCAUCCUCCUUAAUCCUGUGAAUGCUUGUUUCCAUGAAACCCCUUCAGCAUUACAUGCACUUACCGUAUUUAUCCAUAGACCAUUUUUUACAGCCAAAUAAAAGUAUUACUUUUGUAGGUGGAACUUAGAUAUUUUCAAGUAGGAUAUCAGCCUAAUUACUUAACAAACCUCAAAACCCCUAAAAUUGAUAGAGCGUUCCCAGAAUUGAGCAAAAUGAGAAACUUUAGUCAAAUACAGUAACUACUAUGGCAACAUCAUGUCCUCACUACUGGUUGCUAUGGUAGUUAGGUGCAAGUAAUGCUACUAGGGCUUCAUGCUAGAGGACCCUAGUAGAAGUAGAUAAAUAGUCUAUCAGAUUUGAGGAGAAUGUUGUCUUAAGCCUGUUGUAAGAUUUCAAAAUGCUGGCACACCACUCCUGACACAUGUUGCAUGUGCUUUUGUAUUCAUGGGAUUGUACAUCUAUGGGUAAUUGCUUAUUAGUAUUAGCAAGUAUUUCUUUUGUGCUGUGGAGCAAAAUGUUUAAACCUGUGAAGUGUGGGUAGUUUUUGUAGUAGUUUUCACUCAUGUAUAGAUAACUAUAUACAUGUACAUGUAAAACUUACUGAAAAUGCGAUAUUUAUUCACUGGUGGAAAGACAAUGUUGCUUACUCAUUUGGUUUUAUGCAAUGACUGUGUAAAGAGCAGCUGUUGUAAAGCAAAAUUUUCAAUGUGGGAUGGUGGGAUCUACUGCCAGUUUUUAGAAAGAUGUCUCUCUGUUCAUCUAUGAUAGCAUUUGCUAAAUUGUUUUGUUUGUUUUUUUUGUUUGAUUUUUUUUACUCUCUCAUUGUUAUCAAAAUGUUAUUAAUUUUUUCAUACAGUUGACCUACAGUGUUUUAUAAAAAUCAAGUGUUCAUGUCCUCAUACAAACUAUUGAAAAACUGUUACUUUACAUAUUGUACCAUUAAGAUUUUGGAGUUUGUGAACAGUGUUAUAAUGUGCUAUUGUAUUACUGGAUAAGUGUCAUGUGUGUUAUGGUAUGGUAUAUGUUCUUGGCAGUUUUUAUCAUUGUGAACUUGAAGAAUAAAGAUUCUGGAGAAAAAAUCUGUACUGGUACCUUCCUCAGUAAAGUUUCCUCAGUACCAGUCUUAUAUAUGUUUAUACAGUUGUAUACCUCUGAAACUUAACAUGAGAUUCUCUUAGCAUUGUGUAUAUGUAAUCUCAACAUUGAACUUGCACUUUUAGCCAAUCGUCUCAAAUUUACAGUGACUGUUGCACCAAUUCUGUGUAUGUGUUCUAACUUCACAUGAAAAUUUAUGUGAAGUUAUGUUCUUCCUUUUCUGCAUUUAGUAUCUUAUGAGAUUUGUGUUGGCAUUAUUACAUGAAAUCAUAUCUAUUCAUUCAAACUUCUAUGAUACCUUAUCGUUUUAAGGCGUUUAUGUGCUUUUCUUAAAGGGCAUUUUUACAUACCAGACGAAAUACAGUAUAUCAAAGUACAAGGGUUUAACAGGUGACACAUUGAUUUUAUUUUGGUGGACAUACAGGUGUAGAUGUCUUGACCUACAUUUUGAGUCAAAACAUCAAUCUGAGAUUGUAGAAUAAUGUUAUUAAAACAUCUUGAAGAUAUGUGCUUGAUUUUGAUUCGACAACAUACGGAUAAGAUAAUACACGAUUUUCUUUUGUUUUUACAUUUGAUUUCUUGUUUGACUUUCAGACUCAGAGCUUAAUGUCUCAGCUGCCAUAUUAUAUUCAGGAAUUGUCUUCAAUGUAUUUCUAGAUUUUAAUAUCAUUUUUAAUGAGUCUUGAGUAUUGCAAUAAUUAUUAAGAUAUUUAUUUCAGUAAAAUAUUUCUUAAAAAAAAGGUAAGAGGGCAAUUAAAAGCAUUUAUGCAGAAACAGUAUGUACCAUCUUCAACUGUUAAUUUUUGGAAAGCCUAAAAUGACAGGCACCUCUUCAUUGUUAGGCUGUAUGAAUUAUAUGGUAUGCUGUAAGAAGUUUUCAUCUGAGCCAAGAAUUAAAUUUGAAGAUCAUGCUUUUCUUAUAUGUAGAUUUAAAGGUACCAUACUAAAGCAUUUUUCAGACACUCCUUUUUCUUGAAAAUAAUGGUAUAUAGGUAUGAAUGUUUGGAAACUAUUUGCUUUUUAUAUGACAGUUGUGGUGAGGAUUUUGAACUCACAACACAUGUUGUCAUCAUGUAAAUGUAAUGAUGCUUAUCUGUUGUUUUCCACAAAUGUCCACCCUGAACAUUGAAAAGGUCCUGUGGGCACUUCUGCUUAUGCAUGUAUUUCUAUACCAGUAAGUGAGAUUUGUCAUUUGUGGACAGUUUGCAUUAGGCUUCCAAUUUCUUCAUUAGAUUAUACGCAAAUGUUUUCAUCUUUUUGUAUAUGUGCUUGUUCAAGUCUACUUCUUAGUUCUUAAUAUGGCAUACUUAUUGUACUAGCGGUGGAUUAAUCUGUAUUAUUUUCAGGGAUAUAAUACAGGAUCAGUUGAAUUUUACCAGUACAUUGCAUUUAAAGUUUGAGUUUUUCUGUCAUUCAAUAUGUUGACAUGCCAGCCAUUAAACUUGGUGGUUACAAAAGUUAUUAGGCAUUAAUCGUUCCCCAGGGGAAAUUCUUAUUAGCAGUACCAAAGAUCAUAUAGCAUGUAUGUCUACUUUUGUUUGAUUAGAAAACACCAUGGUGUACAUGUUCAUUUAAAUUUCCCAUACAAGUUACCAUAUGAAACUUUUUACAGUUGUUUCAGGGAUCAAGUGUGGAUAAAGGGUAAUGCAUAUAUGUUUUUGUUUCAUUUAAGUCAAUGCAGGAGUUGACUGUUAAGUUCGCAUGUAUCCUAUAUAAAUUUGUCAUCUCUACUCCGGUGUUAAUUAUGAAACAUUUGUCCAUCAUGUAUUUUUAAUUAUGGCAAUAUUAUAUCAUGUUGAGAUGGUUUUGUCAAAAUAUCUCUGUGCUAAUAUUAGUGCUGAAAUAAAGGUAUUAAAUUCCAA